AUGGCACCAACGACUGUGGAAUCUCCUCGAGCGCCUACGGUGGGCCACACGACCGCAUCCCACGAGCCAGAUACCACAUCAAACUCAAAUCCUGCAUUUUACGCCACAAAUCGAUACAAGCUGGACUCGCUCCCACUAGAACUCGCCCCAGCAAAAGAUUUGACAUUGGAUCGGAAAAUUUCUGCGGCAUCGCGGCUCGCCGCCAAUGGCACGAUUCGAGACCUCCUCACCAAUCAUGGAGCCGUCCACUUCAAAGGACUAGGUUUGAAGAGCGCCGAGGAAUUCUCACGAUUUGCCCAAUCGUUUGGAUGGCGUCCACAUGAAGACAUCGGAAACCCUGUGCGAAGGACUGUCCUCGCGUACAAUGUUGCAACCGCCAACGAAGGUCCCAAUACUCAGCCAGUGUACCCUCACAAUGAGUUCGGAUUGAGUCCACAUUAUCCUGCUUAUGUAUUCUUUUACUGUCUUUCUGCUCCCGAGACCGGUGGAGAAACACCUGUCAACAACUCGAUAACCUUGUAUGACAAACUGAAACAGCAAGUUCCUGAUUUCAUCAAGGUCGUGGAAGAGAAGGGCGUCCGCUACCAGUUAUUCUAUCGCAAUCGGCCACGAAGUGACAUAAGUUCUCCCGGAACAUCCUUGCUGCAGUCUUAUGGCAUAAACGUCCUGGAUUCCGAUGACACGGAAACCGCACGUUCGAAGAUCGAAGAUGAAAUACGGCGCCUCCCGACCGCGACCUGGCAAUGGGAGAACCAGUCCCCAGACAACAAAUUGGGAGAUUUGCGUGUAUUUCAACGCCUGCCUGCAGUUAGACGACAUGAGCAGACUGGGAAGCAAGCUUUCUUCAAUAAUGUCAUCUCCAGGUAUUUGAAUGCUAAGACAGCAGGAACACUUGAUCCUCCGUACUUGAACAAGGAUGGCGACUAUCAGCCUCCAGCAUUGUAUGCCGACGAUACACCCAUACCCCAUGAAUAUCUCGAAGCUGCUGUUCAGAUUGUGAACGACACAAGAUCUCUGGUGUUGUGGAACACGGGCGAUGUUCUCUUGAUAGAUAACCAUGCCGUUCAACAUGGCCGAGAGCCUUGGACUGGUGACCGGAAGCUGCUCGCAAGUCUCUGGGACGAGCCAUCUGUUGGGGUGCAGAAGUCAUAG
This is a messenger RNA of Exophiala bonariae, 1152 nucleotides long. RefSeq lists its product as uncharacterized. Bases 1 to 1152 code for a protein of 383 amino acids. Gene Ontology annotation, molecular function: oxidoreductase activity. The record is from RefSeq and is a predicted model, not a curated record. Lineage: Eukaryota; Fungi; Ascomycota; Eurotiomycetes; Chaetothyriales; Herpotrichiellaceae. The transcript has 7 exons.